This is a messenger RNA of Austrofundulus limnaeus, 3330 nucleotides long. RefSeq names its product LIM domain binding 1a (gene ldb1a). The coding region runs from base 380 to 1435 and encodes 351 amino acids. The transcript is spliced from 12 exons. The record is from RefSeq and is a predicted model, not a curated record. Lineage: Eukaryota; Metazoa; Chordata; Actinopteri; Cyprinodontiformes; Rivulidae.
GUUUUUCUCGGUGGGUAUGAAGGGAUGAGAGGAGAGGAGAGGAGAAGUGGCUCUGGCUGCUGCCUCUGCGUCAUAUUCAUACCAGUGCAGCCGCCUCCUCUUUCCUCCUUCCUUUCCUCCUUCCUUCCUUGUCAUCAUCCAAUUUGCACGCCGCUUGAUCCCCCCCCCAUCCAUUUGUGUCUCUUAUCUGCAUCUGCUCAUCAGAGUGGACAUUUCUCAGCUUGGUUUCCUCUGCGUGGCUGACCUGGGAGGACUUUCUCCACAGCGAGCGUGGCGGGGGAGAGACGACAGAAGAAGACAAAAAAGGGUUAGCCCAUGCGAGCAACGUGUGGACUGAGUGCAGCUGUUUCGUUCAGAGAAGAGCCCAACAUGUGAGAAGAUGUCGGUUGGAGGUUGUGCUUGUCCCGGCUGUUCGUCGAAAACAUUCAAACUGUACUCUCCUAAGGAGCCCCCCAACGGUGGCAGCUUUCCCCCCUUCCACCCAGGCGCCAUGCUGGACAGAGAUGUGGGGCCUACACCCAUGUACCCACCGUCAUACAUGGAGCCUGGAAUGGGGAGACCCACACCGUACGGGAAUCAGACAGAUUACCGGAUAUAUGAGCUGAAUAAAAGAUUACAGAACUGGACAGAAGACUGUGAUAAUAUUUGGUGGGAUGCCUUCACCACAGAGUUUUUUGAGGAUGAUGCUAUGCUCACCAUCACUUUCUGUCUGGAAGACGGCCCCAAACGAUACACGAUCGGCCGRACGUUGAUUCCUCGAUAUUUCAGAAGUAUUUUUGAAGGAGGAGCGACUGAGUUGUUUUAUGUUUUGAAGCAUCCAAAGGAGUCUUUCCAUAGUAACUUUGUGUCCCUCGACUGUGAUCAGUGCACCAUGGUGACUCAGAACGGCAAACCUAUGUUCACACAGGUUUGUGUUGAGGGUCGUCUGUACCUCGAAUUCAUGUUUGAUGACAUGAUGAGGAUCAAGACGUGGCACUUCAGCAUCAGACAACACAGAGAGGUCCUACCAAGGAGCAUUUUGGCUAUGCAUGACCCCCAGAUGCUCGAUCAGCUGGCGAAAAAUAUCACCAGAUGUGGGCUGUCCAAUUCCACGCUCAACUACCUCCGUCUAUGUGUGAUUUUGGAGCCAAUGCAGGAGUUGAUGUCCAGACAUAAAACCUACAGUUUGAGCCCCAGGGACUGUUUGAAAACCUGUCUUUUCCAGAAGUGGCAGAGGAUGGUAGCCCCUCCAGCUGAACCUGCCAGACAAGCUCCAAACAAGCGGCGGAAAAGGAAGGUGUCCGGUGGAAGCACGGUGAGCUCCGGCGGAGGCGGCAAUAACAACAGCAACAGCAAAAAGAAGAGUCCAGCCAACAGCUUUUCCCUCUCCAGCCAGGUACCUGACCUGGUUGGAACAAAAACCUGUACAGUGCCGGAGCUUGAGGACCGGAGUUGAGAACCACUACGCAAAAAUCUUAAAUGCAGACACACACUCACACACAGACACACACACACACAUACACACUCACCCAACAAACACUGUCAUCUACGUCUGUGGCACAAAACAGUGAAGUGCAGGAGGGAGGUGGGACGCAGCGUGUCUGGACAAAACGCACCAGGCGCCACAGAAGUGUUUUUAUUUUCUGUUUUAAACUUGUUUUUUUAUGUAAAGUAUUUGUAAAAAUAGACAAGUAAACAAUAACACCCCAGAAUAUUCUUUGCACUGUUUUUCCACUAAUAACGGCAAUCUAUUUUUCUUAUAAAAUUGACCUGUAUUGUUUUUUUUGUUGUUUUUUUUAUAUAUAUAUUAUUGCUUCUGUAAGUGUAAAACAUCUGAGACCUGCAGUAUAUUAAUGUCUAAGUAUUGCUGUUAGAUCAUUCUUAUUGUGAUGUAAUAACUCCUGUAAGCCUCUGCUUGGUAUAUCAUCAGACAUCACUGUUGGCAGGCUCACUGGUCUCAAAACAAGUGAGAGAAAACACAGACCGUGUUUUUACUAUUUACUACAUCUUAUUUGAUGCGAGUCUAAAGCAGUUUUUCUUCUAAUUCUCCAUCCGUUUUAUCAUAAAAGAACUGUUUGCUUUGAAUUCUUUUCUCUUCUGAAAAAUCUAGCAACAGAAAUCUUGAAUUUGCUACUCAAAUAUAUUUUAAAAACAAGUUUUAACUGGAUUGUAAAAUAGGGAGGGGAAAAAAAAAACUUUUAUAAGAACUUAAAGCUUUCCAAAUGUGUUUUAAAAAUUCCAAUAGAGUAAGCUGCAGACCAAGACAUGUAAAGACUUAUACUGAUUCCACUGCGCUGUUUUCUCUUUUCUGAUGAAUCAUUUCAUUGGCUUUACUCCUCAUGUUUGUGUCUGUUCUUGUAUAUUUUUUAGGUAGUCAUUUCUGUAAGAGUUAAUCUAUGUAAUCUUCCCUUGAACUAUGGAAAACUCAAUCUAAUGUAAAGAGAAAACAAACAAACAAAAAAAACUAGUAAUUUUUUUUAAAACAUGAUUUAUGGUACAAUCACUGAAAGAAUUUUACCUUCAUUUUAGCAAACUAUUUAUUUUUCUAUGUACUGAUGUUCUGUUUAGGUCCACCUGUACAAAACUCAUGAGGAUAUUAUUCGUCAUGUGGAGGAAUUUGUGGGGCUGCUGAGUCAGUUAAUGCUAAAAGAAGUGAUUCUUUUUUUUUGUUUUUAAAUAAAGCAUCAUUCAUGCUGUUGCUUUCUCACUAAGGAGAUAUUUAAUCAUCGUUUGUACUGUAAUUUUCUCUUCUGUUGUUGAAAAUCCCAUUUUAAAGCAAAAGGAUUUUUUCCCCCCACACAAAUUCUGUACAUGAUGCAUGUACAUCUUUACAGUAGCAGCUGUAUGUAAAAAAAAUGCAUUAAUUUGUCGACUCUAAGCUACCGCCACAGUUCAUUGAAAUGGACUCGGCGUCACUCGGCUGACAUUCAUKUGCAGAUUCUCCCAGCAGGGGUCUCUCUCAGCGCCAGACUGAGCAGCUCGUCAGAAAUUCCUUCAUUAAUGUCUGGCAGAAAUGCCAUCUGUAAAUCCACACUGAGCUGCAAAUCUGUGGUUUAAAUCCCCUCGUCAUUGUCUCCAGCACCCUCUUAGUGCUUAACUUUUGUGGUGUAUCAGUUCAGCGGGCGGACAGAGAACAGAAUCCAGGGUCAACUUAUCAACACCCUGUGUUUUUUAGGUUGACACAUUAUAAGAAAUAUAAGGGUGUGUGAGACACAGAGAGAAAAACACACCUGUAGCUGGUUUCCUGUAGCACCUUGUCACAGGGGUGGUUUUAUAUAGAUUUCUUUGCCAGGUUUCUGUCAUUGAUAAUUCAUGUAUGUUAUCAAUAAAGAUGAAUUUUCACUGAAAGUC